GCGAGAUAUUCAACCUUUAAAUCAUCCAUAUAUAUAUUUAUGAUCUUGUCUUGGGUCUUUAACGGAAAUUGCUCUACGUCUCGCGCUCUUUGUUUUGGUAUAUUUUUUCUCUGUGGAUUGUGCGGUGUAGCUCUGUGGAAGUUGUGUCAGUAGGGAUCUGGCUGUGUUUUGAGUUCUUGAAAGUUCUUUGGGUGUCUGCAGCGAGUAUCAUAAGGUGCGGGCAGAAGUAAUAUGACAGAGUAAAUUCGAUGAAAAAAGGUAUCACACUGGACAAGUAGUUGGAACUUAGCGACAGGUGACGCAAAUCAUGCAACUGAAACAACUUGCUUGUAAUUGAACCACUGAGAGAAUUAUGUGACAGAUCCAAUUUCAAAAGAUUUUUGAAGUUUCCAAUAUCUUCUGGUAUCGAACCGUUCAAGUGAUUCUCAGAAAGAUCAAGAUUUUCCAGUUGAGAUGAUAUUUGUUUUGGCAUCUCACCAGACAACAUGUUACCAUUAAGAUACAAAUUGAGUAAUUGUUUCAUCCCAAACAACUCGCCUGGAAUCUGUCCGCUCAAAGAAUUCUUGGACAAGUCCAAAUGUUGUAACAUUGAGCAAUCUUUCAUGCUUAGUGGUAUAGUUCCUGAAAUGUUGUUGUUGGAGAGAUCAAUGAAGGGCGGUUUACAGAGUGACGUCUACGAAAAGGAGAAGAACAUUUUGUUGGAGCUGAAGCAACUAUGGGGAUUGCAUCAAUUAUGGGAUUCCGAUUCCGAUUCCUCACACUGCAGUUGGUAUGGUAUAGGCUGCAGAAAUGGUUCUGUUACAAGCAUCUCGAUUCAUGAAGGGAAUCUACUUUCCGGAACAAUUUCACUAAUCAUAUGUGAACUCAAAAGCCUGCAAUUGAUAGACCUGAGUAGCAACUAUAUCAGAGGAGAAUUUCCUACCUCCUUGUACAAUUGCUCAAAGCUGGAAUAUCUUGAUAUUUCUUGGAAUCAAUUCCAUGGACCACUGCCUAGUGACCUUCAUCGUUUGUCGAGGCUAAUCCAUUUAGAUAUUGCUGGAAAUAACUUCAGUAAUAUCCCAGAAGCCAUAGGUCAGCUUUCUGAAUUGCAAUAUCUAUCUCUUAAGUUCAAUAAUUUCAACACUUGGAUAUCCCGAGAAAUUGGAAAUUUAUCAAAGCUUGAGACCUUGGAUAUAUCCUAUAUUGACAGCUUUAAGCAGGCAACAAUCCCAGAGGAAUUAAGAAGACUGAAGAAGUUGACAGCCCUUUUCAUUGUACGGUCAAAUUUGAAAGGGGAGAUUCCAGAAACAUUUUCCGCUCUUUCAGGUCUCGAAGUCUUGGAUCUCUCAAUGAAUUACUUAAAGGGGUCUAUCCCAAGUUACUUGUUUGAAUGGAAGAAGUUGACGAAUCUUCAUUUGGAGUUUAACCAAUUUUCCGGUAGGUUACCAAUGUUGGAUGCAAAUAUGGAAUUGAUGGGGAGAACUCAAGAAAUGUUUUCUAAUCUUUCUGGUCUCCAAGUCUUAGAUCUCUCAGGAAAUCACCUAAAUGGUUCAAUUCCAAGCUACUUAUUUCAUUGGAAGAAUUUAACAUCUCUUCUUUUGGGGGAUAACCAAUUUUCUGGGAAUUUACCUAGUAUAACUGGAAAUUUGAGAUUAAGAACAUUGGAUCUUUCAUCGAAUCAGCUUUCUGGACAUAUUCCACAAGAGUAUGACAAGAAUGAAUACUACUUUAGAAAUAAUCUGAAUCUAUGUAGCAAAUAUACCAACCAUUACAUCCAAGUUCCACGUUGAAGUGGAAAAACAAGAGUUGUAAUUGCCGUUGUGGCCCCUGUUGCAUUUUUAGUCAUGAUAACAUUAUUAUGUUACACAUUUAAAAAGAAUUGGACUUUCUCCACAGACCAACUCAUGUGGAGGAAGAGGCAUGAGAACCAAGAUCCUGAGUGGAUGUUCAUUUCUUUCCAGCAGUUAGGAUUCACAGAAUUUGAAAUUCAGGUGAAUAUGACAGAAGAAAAUUUGAUUUGAAGUGGAGGAUAUGGGAAGGUCUAUCGAGUUGGUGUCAAUCCUAAUGGGAACUUUGUGGCAGUUAAGAGAAUAUGGAACAAGAGGAAUUUAGACCACGGGCUUGAGAAACAGUUCCUUGCAGAAGUUGAAGUAUUGGGUAGCAUUCGACAUUCUAAUAUUGUGAAGUUGUUAUGUUGCAUUUCUAGAGGAAACUCAAAGGUUUUGGUGUACGAGUACAUGGAAAAUCAAAGCUUAGACAAGUGGUUGCAUCACAAGAGAAGAAGUGAAAAAGAUAUUACUGCCUCAGCACAUUGUGUAUUGGAAUGGCAUACUAGACUGCAAAUUGCAAUUGGUGCUGCCCGAGGUCUAUGUUACAUGCAUCACGAGUGCUCUACGCCAAUCAUUCAUCGUGACAUUAAGUGCAGUAAUAUCCUUUUAGACCAUGAACUGAAUGCCAAAAUUGCAGAUUUUGGACUAGCUAAGAUUUUGGCCAAGUGGGGAGAGACAGAGACUGCUUCUGCUAUCGCUGGCACGUUUGGCUACCUAGCUCCAGAGUAUGCAUACACGUCGAAAGUGAAUGCCAAGAUUGAUGUCUACAGUUUUGGUGUGGUGUUAUUGGAGCUGGUUACCGGGAGAGAACCAAUUAACGGAGACGAGCAUAUAAACCUUGCACAAAGGGCAUGGAACCACCAUGAAGAAGGCAAUCCAGUGGUUGAUGCUAUUGAUGAAGAAAUCAAGGAAGCAUGUUUCUUGAACGAAAUGAGUUCCAUGUUCAAGUUGGGGAUUAUUUGCACCAGUACUGUACCUUCUGCUAGACCUUCCAUGAAGGAAGUUCUGCAAAUUCUAUUACUUAGCCUUAAUACUUCUUCCUAGCAAUUGGCUGCGAAUCCAGGAUUAUCGUUGCUUCUUUAUUUGCACUGAAAAAUUAAAAGUCCAAAUACUUAUUCUACC
This is a messenger RNA of Solanum tuberosum (potato), 2930 nucleotides long. RefSeq names its product probable LRR receptor-like serine/threonine-protein kinase At4g36180. Lineage: Eukaryota; Viridiplantae; Streptophyta; Magnoliopsida; Solanales; Solanaceae. The coding region runs from base 486 to 1769 and encodes 427 amino acids. The record is from RefSeq and is a predicted model, not a curated record. The transcript is spliced from 4 exons. Gene Ontology annotation, molecular function: protein binding.